Penicillium waksmanii is the source of this 3660-nucleotide messenger RNA. RefSeq names its product ankyrin repeat domain-containing protein. The transcript is spliced from 4 exons. The record is from RefSeq and is a predicted model, not a curated record. Lineage: Eukaryota; Fungi; Ascomycota; Eurotiomycetes; Eurotiales; Aspergillaceae. Gene Ontology annotation, molecular function: protein binding. The coding region runs from base 1 to 3660 and encodes 1219 amino acids.
AUGGACCCCCUCUCCAUAUCAACCGGCAUCGCCGGCCUCGUCGGCCUGGGCAUCCAAAUCGGCCCCGCCAUCCACGACUACAUCGCGACCGCCAGAAAAGCCGAGCAAGACAUAAGUUGGUACGCAGACGAGGUCGACGCCUUGAUAGAAGUCUGCGUAUGUCUGGACGACUUUAUCAAAGCAGACGCUGCAUCGCAACGGAAUCAUUUCCGAACAACGGACUCGGUUCUCGGCCGUACGGUUACCUCUUGUGACGCGUCGCUGCGCAAAUUGGGAACCUUGCUCGCGGUCCCGGUUGAUUGGACGCAGAAGUUGAAUACGGUCCUUUCAAAUACGCCCAAAGAUGUCGAGGAUCUUUUGAAAUUACAGGUGGAAGCUUCGCAGAAGCUUCACGAGAUUACAAAGGAUAUCGAUGCGCUCUCUGUGAAUGCAGAGAAAUACCGCAGCACAGCGGAGAACAUGUCGUCAAUGCUCGAGGGUAUCCAGUCGCUGCGAGAAGCUUCUGAUCAACUAUCAUCUAUCCAGCGGGAUGUAGGUAGUAUCAAGAGACAGCUCACUGAUACCUAUGACAUGGAAAUCCUCGAGUGGCUGUCACCAGAGCAUGGACGUGGACGACACUCCGAAGUGCGUUCAAGACGAACGCCAGGAACGGGAAAGUGGCUGGCAGAUACGUCAAGUUUUCAGAACUGGCUUGAUAAAGAGUCUUCGCAGAGAAUCCUCUGGCUUGUUGGUGAUCCGGGUUGUGGGAAGUCGACACUACUAUCUUUCGUGGUGGACGAAUUGAAAGAGUCACAUACAGAAGACGAAAGUGCCAUUGCAUAUCACUACUGUGACUACAGGGUUCAAGAUACACAUCCCCUUGUCGCUGCUCUCGGGGCUAUCCUCCGCUUACUGCUCGAACGCAAGAAGAUCAUCCCGCCGAUGCUGCGCGAUACAUUUGAGAAAUCGCGACAUGAAGGAAGAAAGCCAUUCCCGUCGGAGCUAAAAGAGAUUCUCUUCUCUGUCACGGCUUCGUUCGAAGAUUGUUUUAUACUUAUCGAUGCCAUGGAUGAAUUUAGCAUUUCUGACACAACACAUCUCCCCCAAUUUAUCCACACUUUAGACGAACUAGCUACAUCUGGCGUCAAUAUUCUAGUAACGAGUCGCGCACCGCCAAGUCCGCCGUUGAAAUGCAAGCAUAUCGUCAAAACGAUCCAUGCAAAUGAGACCGAUAUCAGCAGCUAUGUCGCCCACGCUCUGCAUACGGAUGAUUCCUUGGUCGAUAUCCUUGAUAAAACUUUGGAGAGAGAUAUCAGUCAAACAGUGGUUGAACAGGCAAAGGGGAUGUUCCUCCUCGCCGUCCUCCACCUCCAAAACAUCCGCGGCCAAGUAACCCGCUCCGGUGUCCGCAAAGCCCUAAAAACCCUCAGCGGCGGUCUAAGCGACGCCUACAAAAAGACCUUCGAAUGCAUCCAGCACCAAUCGCAAGCUCGGCAAAAAUUAGCCUUCGACUCACUAAUGUGGGUAUCAGCAUCGUACCGUCCGCUGAAAAGUCUCGAGCUCCAACACGCACUGGCAACACAACCAGACGACGAAAAAUGGGAUCCGGAAAAUAUCCCUUCCCUCCGGUUGAUUAUUAGAAGUUGCUGUGGUCUUUUGGCUGUUGAUGAUCUUGAUAACUCGGCGUCUGAUGUGCGUUUGGUGCAUAAUACGCUUCAUCACUAUUUGUAUUCUUGUCAGCCGGAGUGGGAUAGGAGAGCGAAUCAGCUCAUUACUCAAACCAGCCUGACAUACCUGCAUUUCGCAUCAGAGCAAAGUCAACACAGUACCAACGACAACAGCGCCAAGAGCAGAAAAUCACCACGACAAAAACUAAUCCUAACCCCCUUCGCCCGCAACAACUGGGGCCACCACGCCAAACGACUAAACCCAUCGAUCUACGAAAAACAAGCCCUAACCCUCCUAUCAAACCGCUCCCAUCUAAACAUCAUAUACCCAAGAAGCCCACGCAUAACCGGCCUCCACAUAACAGCCACAUUCGGUCUAACGACCCUCCUAACAACCCUUCUGUCGCAAAAGCCACAAUCUCAGCCACGCAAUAACCGUGACACCCUAGAAGACUCAUCAGCUUCAGCUGGAGCCGCACUCUGCAAGGCAUGCAAAUAUAACCACAUAGACUGCGCAUCAAUACUUCUAUCUCACGGCGCGAGACCAGAUCCGCCGGCUGUGAGUAUCACGCCGCUAUACACCUGCGUAAGCAACCAGAAUAUCGCACUGGUGACGUUACUCCUCGACUCCGGCGCGGAUCCGGAUCGAUCUUGUGCGGAUGGGUGGACGGCUUUGCAUAAGGCGGCUGAUGAUGGGAGUUUGGAAAUUGUGAGGUUACUUGUGCAGAGGGGGGCUUCUUUAAGUCGUUCUUCUGCGCGUGGAUUGACGGCUUUGCAUCGUGCUGCGGGACGGGGUCAUGUUGAUGUUAUUGAAACUUUGUUGGCGCAUGGGGCUAGGGUUUGUUGUAAAAGUUCGGAUGGGUGGACGCCGCUUCAUGGGGCUGCUUCUGCGGGGAGGACGGAGGUUGUUUCUUUUUUGAUUGAGUAUCAUGAGAUGCAUUCUGGCGGUGGGGGCAGCCGGCCCGACGAUGAUUUUGAAGAGAUACAGAAUCUGGCUGAUAUUGCUGGUGGGGUGAAUUUCCGGACGAAGAAGGGCUGGACUCCUCUUCAUCUUGCUUGUCAGGGGGCGCAUGCUGAUACGGUUGAGGCGUUGCUUUCUGCUGGUGCGAGUGUGGGCGUUGCGGAUAAGGAGGGGGAUUUGCCGCUGCAUAUUGCGGCGAGGGAAGGGAAUGCGGGGAUUAUGGAGGUUCUUUUGCGUGGGGUCGAGAGGAGGGCUGGACAGUUAGAGUGUAAGAAUUUGAAAGGGUGGACGCCGUUGCAGGAGGCGCAGUUGAGUGGGAUUUAUGAGGCGGAGCAGAUGCUUUGGAGGUUGAGUGGGUUGAGUUUGGAGAGUGUUCAUGGUGAUUCUGAUUCUGAUUCUGAUUCUCGUCCUGGCCUUGUUUAUUCUGAUGCUGCUAUCCGAGCGGAAAAGUUGAUCAAGGCGAUUCGAGUGGAUGAUGUUGAGGCUGUUUCUGGGUUAUUGGGCCUUUCUGAUGGAGGGGUGGUGCAUGAGCAUCAGGCAUUGGAGGCGAGGAAUCAAGGAGGUCGCUCGCCGCUUCAGCAGGCUCUUCUUUUCGGUUCAUUGAAGGUCGCGAGAAUGCUUCUGGUUUCUGGAGCGAGUGUUCAUGCGAGAUCGGAUCCGGGGCAGUGGUUUGCCAUUCAUUAUGCUGCGCUGUCGGGGAAUGCCGGUGCCGUGGAACUGUGCUUGUCGAAUGGAGCAGAUGUGCAUGCCCAGACGCAGCAAGGACAAACACCUUUGCAUCAUGCUUGUCGACGUGGCUCGGAGGACACGGUGAGAUUGUUGUUGGAUCAAGGUGCACGGGCAGAUGCUGUAGAUGAUCGCGAUUGGAUGCCAGUGCAGGUUGCUGCUGCUGGAGGCCAUGAACGGGUUGUCCGGUUGCUACUGAAAGAUGGAGAAAAGGACAAGACCGCGAGAUUCCUAAGUAUAGAAUCGAUCCAGUCGUGCGCAGCACAGGGAGGACAUCAUGGACUGGUGGAGCUGACUCGGAAAUGGAGAUAUUCCUGGUUGACAUAG